Messenger RNA from Chrysoperla carnea, 6773 nucleotides. RefSeq names its product rho GTPase-activating protein 23 (gene RhoGAP19D). The record is from RefSeq and is a predicted model, not a curated record. The coding region runs from base 129 to 6680 and encodes 2183 amino acids. Gene Ontology annotation, molecular function: protein binding. The transcript is spliced from 21 exons. NCBI's taxonomy places the organism in Eukaryota, Metazoa, Arthropoda, Insecta, Neuroptera, Chrysopidae. Gene Ontology annotation, biological process: signal transduction.
UGUUUUGUUUUUUAAAAUAAUGUAACAUUUAUUACAUAAAUAAUCAAAAAAAUACAAUGUUUUUGUUUGUAAUCAGAAUACUUUGAUAUUUUCCAAUGAACAAAAAUUGACAAAAACAGGAGAUUCCGAUGGCAGACGAUGAAGAUGCUGCCAAGGAAACGGUGGCAAACUCCUCCCCAGCGGAACCGCAAACUCCUAAAACAUCAUUACAACAACAUGCACGAUCAACAACAUCAGCUCAGGUUUCUGUGUCACCACAGAAUCAAGGAGCUACACCAAAACAAAGAUCGUCAUCAGUUUCUGCGCUUCCACCAGGAGUAAUUCCAUUGCCACCGGGCAGCAGAGGUCCUCGAAGUCUUUAUCUACGAAGGCAAGAAAAUGGGUUUGGAUUUACAUUACGACACUUCAUUGUAUAUCCUCCUGAACCACUCGAUGACGAUGGAUCAGGAGGAUUUCCUACACAACCAAUGGAUACGAUAUUUGUAAAACGAGUUGUGGAAGGAGGUGCCGGUGCUUUAGCUGGUUUACGACAAGGUGAUAGAAUAGUGUCAGUUAAUGGUCAAACAAUAAAUGGAUUAACUUAUGCACAAGUUGUUGGCCUAAUUAAGCGUAGUCCACAAUAUUUGCAUUUAUUAGUUGUACCUCAACAGGACGACGUACUUCAAAAGUACUUUUGCGAAACAGCUCAUAACCCAGAAACAAAUCGACGGCCUUCUAUACAAGAACCUAACAUUUUACAUCAUAAUCCAAACGUUUUCAAUAAAGCUGCAAUGAUUCCACAACCUCCAACUGUGGUCAAUCCUCAUUUAGCGCGUACAGCCCCUCAUGGACAGCUUCAAGAAGUUAACAUGCACACCGCACACGCUGCCGCCGCUGCACCAUCUAUGACCGAUUCGAAUUAUUAUCAACCAAUAGAAAAUAUUUAUAAUAUGCCACAUGAUGGAAUUUUUAACACUGCCAAUCGUAGUAGAAAUUCGCUUUCACAAGAACAACAAAGAGCUUUUCACAAUAUAUAUGCAGAACCCUAUCACCAAAAUUUGCACCAAAGAUCCAGAGCACAACCGCAAGCUCCACUAAUGCGACCUACUGCUCAACCACAAGUACCAACAUCAGCCAGACCUUGCCUUAGAAGACAUUCUGUUCGACGAUUAAGUGAAGGCAGUAGUAUAUCGGAUAGUUCGAAAGAAACACGAUCCUAUGAAAGUGGUGAUUACUGUAGCAUAAAUAGUGAACGUUUAAGUGUGAAUAGUGGUGACAAUAUUCUUGUGAAUAAUGGAAAUCAAAUACAACGAAAUUCUUCCAAGAAUGUAAACAUAAAUACUUUUCCAUUUUCUUCUAAUAUAAGUGGUGGCAAGGAUCCAUUAAUAAAUAAUAUAUUCUAUCCAAAUAAAUCGGGAUGUAGAUUAAGUUUAGACGCUGGACGUCGAGAUUCAAUGAAUUCAUCAACUGCUGAUGGCAGUAAAGACAGUUUAAGUUCGUUUGGUUCUUCGUCAACACUAACUGGUCAAGAUACUGACGAUUCUGUAAUAAUGUCUAGAUUAAGGAAAAAUUUUGAAAAGAAAGAAGCUUUCUUAAAGAGGCCUAGUAAACCAACUGGAUUUUUAGAAACAACAGAUAAUGUAAAAAGUAGUAGUAACCCAAUGGUGAUACAAAGAGAAUUUUAUGGACGACCUCAAAAAUUACAGAAACCUGUUUGGCCACCAAAUCGCCAAUCGUCAUCGAAACCAUUACAUCAAGAUUUUGAAAGAAUUAAAUCCGAUUUAAAUAUUGAAAAAGAUUUCAUUAAGGAUCAAGAAAAACAUUCAUCCCGUGAUAAAUAUGAUUUAGAUCAAUGUUAUAUGUCUGAUAGUGAAACACAAUAUCAAUCGGAUGGGCUGAAAAUGUCUCUUAAUCCAAUACAAAAAUCUUCAAGUCAAAGAGAAAAGGGUGCAUUUGCUUCAACUUUAAGUCGUAUACAUGAAAAUAUACCAUCAACAGUAACAAAUUUUGGUGCAGAUGAUUCAAAUGGUACUUCUUCAAAUUCAUCUGAUUGUCAACUGUCUGAAAACAGUGGUCAUUAUCCAGCAGUUGUUUGGAAAAGAACACGACAAUUUGAAUCAGGUAAAACAAUACCUGAUGAUGAAAAUGGAUCAAUAAGUGAUCGUACAAGUUUGUACAGUAGUGAACUAGCUCGUUUAAGUUCAAAACGUGUUGUUCCUAAUGUCGCCGUACGUAAACGAGAAUUUGAAACUCGAACUGAAGAACUGAAUAAGGAAUUACAAAGAGAACGUGAAAGUCUUAGGCGAUUAACAAAUAAAGAGAGUCGAUCAUUAGAAUAUGCAGGUAAAAAUAAGAUGUCAACUAAUACCUUGAAAGGAAAUAUGGCUAUUCCAAUUGGUAGUAAAUAUCUUCAUUGCCCACCUCCCUCCGAUUAUAAAAGUACACCAGAUAGUGAUUUUGAGGGAGAUGCACCACCUACAAGAUUCCGUGCACGAUCGAAUUCAACAGGUUCAUGGAAUUAUUCAAAAAAUGAUGAUACGUUUUCGGGGGGUGUGGGGGGUCGUGUCCGGGUGACGUUGGACUGGCGCACGACCCACAACAAUAUGAGCGAGGAAGAAAAACAAAGGCACAAAGCCGUACGGCAAGACUCCUAUUUGGCUGCUGUUCGAGGACCUUCGGUUAAAUCCACAGAUUGUCAAAACCAAGGUACUCCUAAGGAGACUGUUCUGAAUGAAACUGAAGAGAUAGCAUCUCCAGCGUCAAACACUAAUAAUUCUCCCCAAUCCUCCUCACCUAAUAAUAUUCAAUCACCUAACAAAUCCAAUAUAAAAAUUACUGUUACUCCCACAACAAUGAAAACAGCCGUUAGACCAACACAUCUACCAAUUUCUGAACCACUUGGACAAUGUUUCAAAGAUUCCGAAACUAUACUACAUAUUGAUGACGUAACACCAGAUUCUCCUGAUCUAACGAUGCCAUCUGUGAUACGACGAACUAAUUUAAGUGCUAUAGGUGAUGAAGAAAGAGCCACUCGUCGGGUAUCAUAUUUGAAGGCAACUCUUGGCGAUCGUAUGUUAAUGGAUAGUGAUAUUGAUGUAAGCGAUACUGAAGAUUUACCAAGACCACAAGCAUUACGAAGUACCCAUCGACGUUGGGUCCCUCCAUUGUUUCCUGGUGAUAUUCAACAAUUGCUUCGUAUAUUUGAACAGCAUCCUAGAUCUGUACAUUCUAGAUCAAUAUUAGGUAGUUCACCUAAAAGUGGAAAUUCACCAUCGCCUACCGCUAUCGAUAAGGAAAAUCAUUGUCCGAUUAUUAAAGAAGGCUCUUUAUAUUGUAAAGUGACUUUACAAGAUCGAAAGCGUGCUACAGAUCGUUCGUGGAAACAAGUAUGGGCAGUAUUAAAUAAAGGAUCACAGCUACUUCUUUAUAAUUAUCGAAAUCACCAGAGUCCAAUGGGACUAGCCGAUAUGAAUGCAGAUUUAAUUACACCUUCGUUAGAUGUACGUUAUAGUGUAGUUGAAGUAGCUGAUGAUUAUACGAAACGAAAAAAUGUGCUACGAGUUUCAAGUGUGGCAGGUGCUGAAAUUCUUUUACAAGCCGAUAAUACAUCGGAAAUGUUACAUUGGGUGCGAGCAUUACAACAACAAGCUACAAAUGAAACUGAAGAAGAGGCUACGAUAGCUAGUAAACAGCAAGCUGUACCACAACAGGUACCUGCUGGUACUAGUGUUCAAGUGCAAGGUGCUACAAGAUUGUCUCCGUUACCCGGUCAUAAAUCAAUAAGAAAAUUAACUUCAUUUCGUAAUCGCUCACCAACUGGGCAAUCGCCAGUGAAUAAAACACGUAAAUCAUCGCAGGCUGUUGAAAAUUUACCAUCACCAAAAUCAAAAACAUGGGGUCGUGUUGUUAAACAAUUCCGAAAAAUUCAUCAUAGUGCUGGAUCUCCGAGUUCGCCAACAGGACCGGAGGGUGCUACCAUUGGUAUUCCAAUUGAACUAUGUCCACCUUCAAUGUUUUCCGAAUUUGUGCCACUUAUUGUUGAAAUUUGUACACGAAUUGUUGAAGAACGUGGUCUGGAUGUUAUUGGAAUUUAUCGAGUUCCUGGAAAUACAGCAGCUAUUACUUUAUUAACAGAUGAAGUCAAUAAAGGAUUUACAAGUUCGACUUUACAGGAUCCAAGAUGGAAUGAUGUGAAUGUAGUAUCAAGUUUAUUAAAAUCAUUUUUCCGACGUCUUCCUGAUUCAUUAUUUACAACAUCAUUAUAUCCAAAAUUUAUUGAAGCUGAUAAAAUUGAUAACAAUAAUCGUAGAUUACUUAUGAUUAGGAAAUUAUUAAAUGAUUUACCUGAUCAUCAUUACGAAACAUUAAAAUAUUUAAUGUUACAUUUAAAACGAAUUGUUGAACACUCCGAAGUUAAUAAAAUGGAAGCCAGAAAUUUAGCAAUUGUAUUUGGCCCAACUUUAGUACGUGCUGGUGAUGAUAAUAUGGUAACAAUGGUUACUGAUAUGCAACAUCAGUGUCGAAUUAUUGAAUCUUUACUAUGCCAUGUUGAUUGGUUCUUCUGUGAAGAUGAUGCAGAUAAUUUUAGUCUUCCGCCAUUAAACGAUAAAAGUUCUUUGGAUACCGAAAGUACUACAUCUGUAGCAAACCAUAAUUUGUUAUUAAAUAAUAUUGAUAAAAUAGAAGGUAUGAAAUCCUCCUCAACGGGAAAAGAAGUGGCAAAAGUAAUAAAGUCAACGAUAAUAUCAGCUGCUCAUCGUAAAAUUCAAAGAGGAAAUAAAUUACCAUCUCAAUCUAGAAAUCACUCGAAAAUAAAUUAUCUGGAAGAUGCGAAGAAUGAAAAUGAUCAUGAUUCUACAAAUGGCGAAAUUGUCGAUAAUGAAUCAAUACAACAGAAUGAGAUAGAACAUCACGAUGCAAUCCCAACAACAGUUAUUGAUUUCGAAAGAAAAUCACCAAACAAUUCAACAUCGUCUAUAACAUCAUCAUCCUCAUCAUCAAAAUAUCGGCCAAUUGUAAACAUUACAAAUGGAACAAUUCGUAGUUAUGCCGGUCUGUCGGCAACUACACAAGAACGUAUCAGGAAAUUCGAACAAGAAACACGUGCAAUGUUAGCAAAACGACGUUUGGAAGAAGAUAAACGACGAAAUGAAAUGGAAUGGGCAAACGAUUCGAAAUUAAGUUUAUCGAACGAACAGUUACCAACCAGUAACAAAACGGAUACCUCGCCUUACACAAAAACUGAAAAUAUGGCAUCGAAUAAAUAUUUACCAAUCAGUAAGAAUGCUAGUACUUCAAAUGUUUUAAAUAAUACACAUUAUUUGAACAAGCAUGAUGAUAGCAACACGUAUAAAAUUUGUGCUGAUGGUAAUACAUAUUUACGAUAUGGUGCCAAUGAUAUAGAUCCCAGAUCUAGAUGUAGUUUGCCAAUUGGCCAAGGAAGUGCGGAACAAGUAUCAAAUCGCAGUGUAUUAAGACGUGGCAGUUCUGUAGAAAAUGUUAAUUUUAAUGAAUUAAUGCAAGAUCGAAAUGUAAAUUCAUCGAACAAUGGAACAUUAAAACGUCUUAAAACAGGAAGAGAAUCAUCGCAGGUAACGUCUAGUAUAAGCGGUGGUAGUUACAAUGUUCCAUUGCAACAACGAUGUGGUUCCUUGGAUUCAUUAGAUCGUAUGCACAAUGAUUUACGCCGUAGUACAGAUUUAUCAGAUGAUGGUUCUGAUCUUUUAACCAGUUUAACAACAACAUUUGAUAAAAAAUUACGCAGUUUAUUGAAUACUUCAUCAUCCCCGCUUGUGGUUGAUGAAAAUAUCCCAUAUUUUGAUGAAUCACCAGAUAAAUUAUAUCCAUCCGAUGAAAAUAUACCAAUGAAAACAUUUACCUUAGCCGAACCACCGUUUAAAUUAUUCCGAAACCCAAGUUUACAUAAAAAUGCUGUUGAAAAACUAGAAAAGCAAGAUUCGACACAAUCCAUAUCACCGAAAUUACAAAAAGAAGUAGUUGAAAAAGAAAAAGAUGAAGAUUCAAAAGAAGGAAUUAGCGCUGAUAAUGAGUCAAUGCCGGAUAAUGAUCGAUUUGUACAAAAUCAAAUUUUGGCAAAUAAAAUCGAAAAAGAAUUUGAACCAUCAAAAAUCAAAUUAAAACGAUCGGAAUCUUUAAAUAAAGCUGAUAUGAAAGUAAAAGUAUCAACUGCAAAUGGUAAAUUAAAACGUUCAGAAAGUUUAAAUCGAUCAUCUGAUAAAAACGAGAAAUUACAUCGAGUUGACAGCUUAACAAAAAAUGAAAAAACUGAAUGUAAUAUAAGUAAAAAACGUGAACUUGGUAGUUCGAAUCAUCGUAAAUCAUUUUCAACGAAAUUAAAACGUAAAAAUGGUAUGCCAGAACGAUCAAUAAAACGUAGACAUACUGUUGGUGGUACAAAAGAUUUUGAUAAAGUACAUUGGUUAGAUAAUCGACUUCAUAAUCAAACAAAUUGCGAUCAAUCAACACAUAAAGAUGAAUUCAAUAAUCAAUAUUGUUGUAAAGAAAAACCAUUACGAACAAGUUCACCGGAUUUAACAAGACGUGAUAGAUUUUUGUUAGAAGUGAAUUUAUUAGGACCAGAAGGUAUGAUUGUUGCAUUACGUAAACAUCUUGUUGGUCCUAGACCACAUAGUUUGCCUGAAACUAGAGUGUACAAAGUGCCUCUUGAAUCACAUGUAUAACGAAUAUAUAUUUAUUCAAAAGUGAGGAAUCUAAACCAAAGAUUAAUAAUUAUUACGAAUAGUAAUUUAAAAAAAUGACUAUAAUUAAUAUAU